Messenger RNA from Gongylonema pulchrum, 579 nucleotides. NCBI's taxonomy places the organism in Eukaryota, Metazoa, Nematoda, Chromadorea, Rhabditida, Gongylonematidae. The record is from the annotation of a GenBank genome assembly.
CGUCUAAGUGCAGCGGAAUCUGUUCGAGAUGAACUUGGCAUAGCUGUGGAACGACAACGUGCACUGAUCACUCGUCUGGAAAACGAUUUAUUGAGCCUGCAUGCAGUACUGCCAAGAUCUCGUGCCGAUGGAGCUGAUGCUGAUGAAACGGACACCGGUGACUAUUCGACGAUCAAAAUGCUGGCCCAGGAACUAGCUGCUCCGGUGGCAGGAGAACAAUUACUGCUUAGUGAUGGAAAAACCAGUAAAGAUGUUCUGUCAAUAGUUUCGGCGCAGCGUGAUCGACUUCAUCAUCGCGUAGAUGAACUGGAACAAGAACUAAGCAUCCAGAAACAAAAUAACGCCUAUCUGCGGAGUGAACGUGAUAAGAUACGUGAAGAUAACGUGCAACUGUACGGAAAAAUCAAAUUCUUACAAAGUUAUCAAAAUAAAAAUCGCGAGAUUCCAACAGCAUAUGAACAUUUAUCAUCCGGGCAGUUCCCAUACAAAUGGCUAAUUUUGAUGGAUGACCGUGAUCGUGAUGCGCCAUCCUAUAAAACAGCGCAUAACCCUAAACCGGAUUAUAAAGUGUGUCUCUAA